Molecule: messenger RNA, 930 nt
Organism: Schizophyllum commune H4-8
Lineage: Eukaryota; Fungi; Basidiomycota; Agaricomycetes; Agaricales; Schizophyllaceae
Product: polysaccharide lyase family 14 protein
Exons: 6
Coding region: 1-930 (309 amino acids)
Source: RefSeq, a predicted model, not a curated record
AUGCUGCCCUUCCCUACCUCGACAAUGGAGUCUGAAGACGCUCAGAAGCUUCUCGUCGCCGACUGGGGCCUCGGAAAGGGCCGCAUCCAGGAAGGCGAAACCGCCCUCGCCUUCGUCACCGAUCCCUUCCCCGACCAUCCUGUGCCUGGCUUCGAGCCCGCCUCCGACACCGCUCCCGUCCUCCGCGUCACCUACUCAGCUGGUAGCUUCUCGCACGACACCGGCGGCGUGCAGUUCUACAACCUCUGGAACAACACGGCCUCUGCCUCCGACGUCGGCUUUGGCUCGCUCUUGCUCGAAUACGAGAUCGCCUUUGACGAGACCUUCGACUGGGUGAAGGGCGGGAAGCUCCCUGGGCUGCGAGGCGGGCUGGAUUCGACGGGGUGCAGCGGCGGAAAUGAGCCUGCGGGUGAUGCCUGUUUUUCGACACGGCUCAUGUGGCGCAAAGGAGGCGAGGGCGAAGUAUACGCCUACAUGCCGACGACGCAGACGCUCUGCGACGAGGAUGAGAUCACCUGCAACGAUGACUAUGGCGUUAGCAUUGCCCGCGGCUCCUUCGGCUUCGUGGCUGGAAAAUGGAAUCGGAUCGCGCUACUCGUCCAGCUGAACAAUCCGCCCGAAGCCUCAAACGGCAAUGUGCAGCUGUACUACAACGGCCUCCCAGCCCUCACCCAGCAGAACCUCCGCCUUCGCACCACAGCCGACGUCUUAGCAAACGGCCUGUUCUUCUCCACAUUCUUCGGCGGCUCGGACGAAACCUGGGCAACACCCAACACCACGCACACCUAUUUCCGCAAUAUCGGGAUGUGGGGGUCGGCGGAGGCGUCGACAGGGUCGAUCAACAACCAUGCGCGGAGGAAUGGAGGGCCUGAUAUAAUUGUUGUGCUGGUAGCGAUGGGUCUGGCUGCUUCGGUGGCUUGGGUGUGUUGA